This is a messenger RNA of Rhineura floridana, 611 nucleotides long. RefSeq names its product arylacetamide deacetylase-like 4. The record is from RefSeq and is a predicted model, not a curated record. The transcript is spliced from 4 exons. The coding region runs from base 52 to 429 and encodes 125 amino acids. Lineage: Eukaryota; Metazoa; Chordata; Lepidosauria; Squamata; Rhineuridae.
CUCAUAACGUGGCUGUGCUUUCAUUUCUAAAUCGAAUGGAAAGGAAAACAGAUGCGCCCCACACCGUCCAUUCAUUUUACUUAUGAGAGCAAAUGGGUGUCCUGCUCAGAGAUGAAGGAACCAGACGGAGGCGAGGAGACUAUUUUGGAGAACAUGGGGAUCUGCAGGAAACCUUCGCUCCUUAAAUGGAUUGUCAAUGCAGUUCCAGUAUGGAGGGAGACCAAGCUCUACAUUACAGACACAAAAUUUGGCGAUGUGCAUGUGAGGAUUUAUCAGCCAAAAUCUCCAUCUACAGGACAAAGGAGAGGAAUUAUCUACCUACAUGGCGGAGCUGGCUUAUUUGGCAGCAUUAAAGCCUAUCAGGUGCUUUGCCGCCAUCUUGCCAGAGAAAGUGAAUCAGUACUUGUGUGUGUCGGAUGCAUGAGAUAGGACAGACACACCUGGUGAUGCGAUGAAACGAAAGCUUUGGAUGAAGCAAGGACUAUCCAGUUAAAGAGCUGGAUCUUGAACUGACUCCUAAUGUACCCAGCUGCCUUCCUCCCUCAGUGCCUGGGCAAAUGUGAAGUUAAGCACUUUUAGAGCCUGAAAUUAAUUCUCUUCCUCCCUUUAGA